Trichomonas vaginalis G3 is the source of this 1644-nucleotide messenger RNA. RefSeq names its product SEC24-related protein family. The record is from RefSeq and is a predicted model, not a curated record. Bases 1 to 1644 code for a protein of 547 amino acids. The transcript has a single exon. Gene Ontology annotation, cellular component: endoplasmic reticulum exit site; COPII vesicle coat. Gene Ontology annotation, biological process: intracellular protein transport; COPII-coated vesicle cargo loading; endoplasmic reticulum to Golgi vesicle-mediated transport. NCBI's taxonomy places the organism in Eukaryota, Parabasalia, Trichomonadida, Trichomonadidae. Gene Ontology annotation, molecular function: zinc ion binding; SNARE binding.
AUGAAAGUUUAUCCGCUAUCUUCAUCAAUUCUUCCGCUUAUAAUAUCAUUAGAUACUGAUGCUAUCAUGAAUUUGGAAAAUGUUCCUGAAUUUGAUGAUAAUUCUACAAGAUGCGGCCUUUGUAAUGCAUUUUUCAACUCGUACGCUAUAAUACAUGACCAUCCAUCUGUAUGGAAAUGCGCUUUAUGCAAUAGAGUAAAUACCCUUCCUUUGCCUCCAUCGAAUAGCUUUGAUACAGGAUUCUCACUUGCACAGAAAUCGAUUCCAUAUAACAAUAUUGUAUUCGAUUUUAUAAAACAACCAAGAAAUCAUAAAAAUCAAAAACCUUGCAUCAUUCUGGCAGUCAUUUCAUCAUUAAACCGACAAAUAAUAGACAAAAUAUCAGAAGGUAUAGACGAUUCUCUCGAAAUAGACUACAUUCUCAUAUAUUUCAACGCUUAUGUUGAAAUUUUCGACACACAAAGUAAUUCUUUCAAAGUGUUACUAUGCGAAUCAUCAGAUAUUUUCCUACCAACAUCAGUAGACCGAAUGAAAAUGAACUCUACUAAAUUAAAAAAUGUUUUGAAAUCUUAUAUUCCUCCAGCACGUUCAGAUUCAAAUUUAUCUCCUCUUUGCGCAAUAGUUAAUGAAAUAAAUCUCGAAGAACCGACAAGAUUCGUUUGUUUCGCUAAAGGUCCCGUUCAAACGAUGUCUUCUCAAAUUCAGUACCCAACAUACUUAUGCUUUAUAGGAGAUUCGAUAAAUAAACUUGGAUACUUCAAUUCUCUUAUCAAUGUCCCCGGUUCAAAAUUUACAAUAAUUGAUGAUUCAGAUCUCAGCAAAGUUUUGUUCUUUUCUCAAAAGUGCUUCAGAACAAAAAUAGUCAAAGACAUCCAGAUACAGUUUUACAUGCCAAAAACUAUGUUUCAAAGUAAUGUCAGUCCGAAUUCAAGGAUAGCAGCAUUUGAAAGGUCCAAUUUCAGUGGAGCUGUUCUAUUUUCUAUAGCACAAGCUGAAUUAGGAUAUACAGAAGUCAAUGAAAAAAAUGUCAAAAGAAUUAUUUCAAUUAAAAUUCCACUAACACCUCAUGCGAAGAUAUAUAAGAGUUCUACAUUUAAAUUUCCAUAUCGAUGCUUGUUUUCAGUUUGUUCUUAUAUUAUUGAAGAAAUUAAAAAGAUGACAGAGACACAGCAGCUUUUCCAGAUACGUGGAUUCAUAUUUGAAACAGCUCAGAGGUAUCCUCACGAACUUUUGUUUAAGAAUUUUAUUUUUUCAUUAUUUAGAUCAAAAUUACUCGACCAAGGUGCCGAUCUUUAUACUCGGUCUGGAAUAGCCCAUAUGCUAUGCACUCUUCCUAUUCCAAAUAUAUUUUUCUAUUUUGUUCCUUUAGAAUACGUAAAUGGAAAGAUAGAACCAGUAAUUCCGAAACCCAAUAAAGAUGCAAUUGCACGUUUGACUCACGAUGCAGUAUAUAUCCUUGAUUCAGUUGAAGAUCCAAAAUCAAUUGUUAAUUCAAUUGCAAAAGCCAUGGAUCUUUUAUAUAUUGACUCUUGCAUUGAAAUUGUUCCAAAAUUACAAGAGAUAAAUGACUAUACUGAAGGAUAUCGUCAAUGGGAAAGCGCUUGGUCAAAAAAUACUCCAAAGUUUAACUUUACUACUGUAUAA